AAGAGAGAGAGAGAGAGUGAAGUCUAGAGAGAGAAAGUGUGGCUGAAAAAAGAGUCUCUAAAAUAACUUGACACCAAAACAAAAGCAAAACAAACCAUCUUUUUCCCACUGUCCAUCAAAGCCUUGUUUUUCACUCAUUCCCUCUCUUCCUUCUCCUAAACUAACACACAACCUCUCUCUCUCUCUCUACUCUUUCUCUCUCUAUCUGGUUAUCGGAGGUGGUGAGUUAAUUCUUAAUUAUCUGCCAAAAAAAAAUGGAAAUCAAUUCAUCACCAAGACCUAAUAAAGAGAGAGAGAACCCAACUCCGGCGACCUCCCCCACCAGCAAUGGCGGCGGCGCCACCAGCAAUGGAUCGUCGCACCACCUGAUAUCCACCACCCCACCACUAACACCGAAGCCCAUCUCCAGAUCCAACGACAACAAUCCUUACCCAACUACUUUUGUCCAAGCAGACACCGCCACCUUCAAACAGGUGGUGCAGAUGCUCACCGGCUCCUCCGAAACCGCAAAACUCGCCUCCAAGACCGAACCCCCUCCGCCGCCGCCGCCGUCCUCCGCCACCGCCGCAAGAUGCGGCAACGGCAGCGGCAGCGGAAGCAUCCCGCCCAUCAGGAGCACCGGGCAGAAGAAACAGGGGUUCAAGCUGUACGAGCGGCGGAACAGCCUGAAGAACGGGCUGAUGAUCAACACGCUGCUGACGGAAUAUUCGCAGAGCCCGGGCUUCUCGCCGCGGAAGCCGGAGAUCCUGUCACCGAGCAUACUUGACUUCCCGUCGCUGGUGCUCAGCCCGAUGACGCCGCUGAAUGGGGACAAUUUCAGCAACUCGUCGGCGGCGCCGUCGCCGGAGGAGGAGAGGGCGAUUGCGGAGAAGAAGUUCUACUUCCACCCGUCGCCGAGGAGGACAAAUGCCGCCGAGCCGCAGCUCUUGUCACUUUUUCCGAUGACCUCGCCUCGUGUUUCCGGUUCGUCUUCUUCUUGAUUCUUGAGAGAGAGAGAGUACGAAUUAAUUAAUGUAUGAUUUUGAUAUAUGAUUUUGGAGUAAGCUAAGGUAGCAAUUAAUCACGCUCCAUUUGUACAAUUAAAAUAUUUUUCUCUUAUGUU
Messenger RNA from Erythranthe guttata (spotted monkey flower), 1102 nucleotides. RefSeq names its product VQ motif-containing protein. The record is from RefSeq and is a predicted model, not a curated record. NCBI's taxonomy places the organism in Eukaryota, Viridiplantae, Streptophyta, Magnoliopsida, Lamiales, Phrymaceae.